AUGCUUCCGCUGCUGUUCGAGUUUGGCACGGAGCUGGCAUUUCCUGUGUCGGAGUGUACCACCGCGGUAGUGACCAUUUGGGCCGCUAGCGCCGCAGGCUUUAUCUUCACUCGGAUAUUCAGCCUCGUCCUGGGACCACGGCGCGCGAUUGGGGACACACUUGUGUCGUGGUGCAUUGCCAUUGUGUUCAUGCUGACUGGUGGAAGGAGUAUCCUCGCCAUGUACCCGCACGGUUUCUGA
This is a messenger RNA of Trypanosoma grayi, 240 nucleotides long. RefSeq lists its product as hypothetical. The coding region runs from base 1 to 240 and encodes 79 amino acids. NCBI's taxonomy places the organism in Eukaryota, Euglenozoa, Kinetoplastea, Trypanosomatida, Trypanosomatidae. The record is from RefSeq and is a predicted model, not a curated record. The transcript has a single exon.